Messenger RNA from Aureococcus anophagefferens, 3942 nucleotides. RefSeq lists its product as hypothetical. Lineage: Eukaryota; Pelagophyceae; Pelagomonadales; Pelagomonadaceae. Bases 1 to 3942 code for a protein of 1313 amino acids. Gene Ontology annotation, cellular component: membrane; neuron projection; synapse. The record is from RefSeq and is a predicted model, not a curated record. The transcript has 6 exons. Gene Ontology annotation, molecular function: neurotransmitter receptor activity; extracellular ligand-gated monoatomic ion channel activity; transmembrane signaling receptor activity. Gene Ontology annotation, biological process: nervous system process; monoatomic ion transmembrane transport; regulation of membrane potential.
AUGGAGGCUCGCGGCGACGGCCUGGAGCGCUUCCUCCCCGCGGCGGCGGACGCCCAAAAAACCACAUCGCAGCUCGCGCUGCCCGACGGCGAGUUCGGCGGCGCGCUGCGGUCGUCGCUGUCGGCCCUCUACGAGGACCGCGGCGGCGCCGAGCUCGAGCUCACGGUCGAGGGGUCAACACAGGGGGUGGCGUGCCACGCGUUCGUUUUAGAGACGUGGUCUCCCGUGCUCCGCGCGCAGCUGAGCAGCCGCUGGGCCGGCGGCGGCGUCUCCGGCCCCCGGUCCGUCGAGGCGCCGGGCGGGUCGCGGCCCGCCGUGGAGGCGCUGGUCGCGUUCUGCUACACGGGCCGCUGCAGCGUCGACGACGACUCCGUGCUGCCGCUCCUCCGGCUCAGCGACUUCUGGGGCGUCGCGCACCUCCGCGAGCUCUGCGGGUCCUUCCUCUUCGAGACGUCGCGGAGCUCGGACUCGGGGGAUUUAGCGGGCCUCGUGGAGAAGCUCAAGAUCGCCGACGAGUUCGGCCUCGCGCGGCUCCGCCAGCGGUGCGCGUCCGCGCUCGCGGCCAAGUUCGACGAGCUCUUCCGGGCCGCGGACGGCGAUUCGGGCAAGCGGAGCUCGCCGUUGCUCCUGGAGCUGGCGCCGGACAUGGUCGGCGAGGUGCUCUGCAAGAGCCGGCUGGCCGUCGUCGACGAGGCGGACGUGCUCGACUUCGUCCGCGAGUACGCGGCGUCGCGCGGCGACCCGCCGGCGGUGCUGGCGCAGCUGCUGCCGGCCGUGCGGUUCCCGUUUUUAGGGGACAAGCUCUUAGAGUUGCGGGCGGACGCGGAGCUCAUGGCCGUCGACGGCGCCGUCGCGCUCGUCAUGCGCGCUUUAGAGAUCCUGGCCUUCCCCCAGUCGGCGAAGCCCGUGUCGGCCAAGGAGGAGGAGACCGCGGACCCGUCGACGCUCCAGACGCUGGCGCGGACGGGCCUCUGCUGCUUCGACGGCACGUUCUCCAGCAGUCUGGCGACGAUCGGCGACCGCGCGCGCGCGCUGUCCAUCCCCGUGGGGCCCCACGUGCUCUUCGCCGUGACGCGGCCGGGCCUCGCGCCGCGGCGCGACGGGGCGCCGGACGGCCCCGCGCCCGUGGUGUCGUGGCGCGUCCGCGUCGACGCGCUGCCGCCGCCGCGGAACCGCGACGGCGACGGGCCCGCGAACGGGGCCCGGGGCGGCCGCGGCGCGCGGGGGCUCGGCGCGCGGGCCGUGCAGGAGCAGAUGCGCGAGCUCAUCGGCGUGUCCGCGGACAGCUGGACCUUCGGGCUCUGGGUCGUCGCGGAGCACGACGUCGCGCCGCUGUCGCCGACGAACAACCCGCGCGCGAACCCGGCCUGCUCGAACUUCGCGAUCUGCAACUUCACCAAGGCGCGGAACACGACGGUGCUCCAGAUCCAGGGCAACGGCCGCGCGGCGCUCGCGGGGCAGCAGGCCGGGCCGGGGCAGCAGAACCUCGAGGGCCACGAGAUCCUGGUCGGCGACGUCUACGGCGCGGACCUGCGGUCGCUGAAGCGGCCGGGCGCGCCGGACGACGCGCCGGGCGACCUCGUCGUCGCCUUCAGCCGCAACGGCGCGCUCUUGGGGCAGCCCGUGCCGCUCAGCGUGCCGCUCCUGAACCCGGCGCUCUUCCCGGAGCCGCACUCGCGGUUCAACCUCCGCAAGGAGAACUUCCGCCUCUUGGUCGCCGGCGGCCGCGCCCAGGCCGGGGCGAACCUCAUGCCCGUGGCGUCGACGAGCCUCGGCACGCUCGGCUGCACGCUCCUCCCCCAGGGCGAGACGACGCCCCUGCCCGCCGCGGCCUUCGCGAACGCCCCCCGUUUGGGGCUCUUCUUCGUCGUCGCCACGUGCCGACGCGCCGCGGCGUCGAACGCCUCGGAGGUCGCGACCCUGGGGACCUGGUGGCAGAACGUCGACGCGACGACCGACGGCUCGCUCAACGCGUCGUUCUCGAGCUGGUGGCAGGGCGACUUCAUGGCCUCGGUGGUCGACUGGCUCAACGCGACGAACGGCCAGCGGCCGAGCCUCGCCUACGUCGAGGACGAGGCCGCGUACCGCCGGUGGUACGAGCACGAGCGCUGCGCGUUCGCGCUGCCCUGGGCAGGACAAGAGAGCGAAAUUCCCAACUUCAAAGGCUCCUUUCUCGGCCGUUUUCCACUCGCGCUGCCCUGGGACGAGAGCGGCGCGAGCUUCGUGUCGUCGCACGAGCUGGAGACGGAGAUCCUGGGCGACAACACGGCGACGACCUUUCGGAGCUCGCGGACGCCCAAGUACGACAGCAGCCUGCGGCCGUCGGAGUGGUGGCACGAGUCCCUGGGCCGCGAGUCGGCCGACGGCGAGGCGACGGGCGCCGACGGCGUCCAGGACGUCUUCGUGAACUUCGCGCUGAGCUCCUUCGACAUCAACGAGCACCGCGGGUCCUGGUCCGCGCGGGGCUACAUCGGCGCCUACUGGUACGACCCCCGCCUCAUGUUCGCGCUGACGGAGGGCUGCGGCGACGACGCCGCGGUCGCGAGCGGCCACUACUGGCUCCUGAGCGACGGCUUCGAGAAGAAGAUCUGGAACCCGGACGUCAAGCCCAAGAACCUGGCCGCGGGCGGCUUCAAGAUCCGGGACCGCUACGUGAAGAUCUUCCCCUACGGCCUCGUCUACGACGUCAAGUCCGUCGAGAUGGAGCUCGACUGCGACCUCUACCUGCGCAAGUUCCCCUACGACGACCAGGCCUGCAAGAUCGUGCUGUCGUCGCCGCGCAACGACGUCAACUACCUGCGCUUCGGCCCGUCCGUCGAGGACCCCGUGACGGCCUACGACGAGCGCACGGGCGACAAGGUCUUCAACGACCAGUGGCGCGUCAAGGACGAGUCCUACGAGGUCGUAUCCACGACCUACUUCGCCCAGGCGGACCAGGAGUUCGUCAAGAACACGCCCGUGGAGACGGACGCGGCCUACGCGCUGCCGCUGAGCGGCACGUACCACGAGUUCGAGUGCGUCUUCGACUUCCGGCGGAAGCCGGGCUUCUACGAGGUGGAGAUCGUGCUGCCGGCCAUCUUCUUCGUCAUCAUCUCCUACGUGGGCUUCUUCAUCAACGCGUCCGUGGCGCCGGCGCGCGUCGCGAUCACGGUCAUCCCCGUGCUCAUCAUGCGCACGCUGUUGAGCCAGGUGUCCGCGAAGCUGCAGAUCAUCUCGUACCUCACGUGCCUGUCCAAGUUUUUGCUGUACUGCCAGUUCCUGACGGUCUUCGCCGUGCUCGAGUACGGCUUCGUGCAGAUCUGCCUGCUCCACGAGUCGCGGUGCCGGGACGUGCGCACGCACCUGAACUCGAUGAAGCGGUUCAUCGUCGCGGACAGCGCCGAGGACGCGCCGUCGCUCUUCGACAAGGAGGACGCGUCGGCGCGCGACGUGCUGCUCGUCGAGGAGGGCGCCAAGGCGGGCGCGGAGCUGCGCAUGAUCAAGCACGAGAUGAAGCACGUCGAGCGCCUCGAGCGGUCGAACCCCGUGUUCAAGGAGCUCCUCGACGAGCUCCGGAAGCUCUACCGCGGCGCGGACGCGACGGGCGACGGCCUCAUGGAGCCCUUCGAGCUCGCCAUCGCCCUGCGGUCCUACGCGGUCUACAUCGCGCCGUCCCAGGCGCGCAAGGCCAUGAUCAACCAGAAGUACGAGCACGGCGGCGACGACGUCGAGAUCGACCACGCGACGGUCGCGUUCACCUUCGCCGAGUUCCUCCACUACGUCGUCCACUACGACGAGAACCCCACGACCUUCAACGGCCGCCGCUCCUGGGCCGAGCACUUCAACCCCUCCUUCCACCCCCCCUCGACGAACUGCGACGGCCUCUUCCGCCUCCUCUUCCCGCCCGUGCUCACGCUCCUCUUCAUCACCACGCUCGGCCGCUGCCACUGGGACUCGCGCUAG